CUGUUUCACACUCUCAGCCGACUGGGAUUUUUAUCACAAAUAAAGAGUUCAGGGUCAGCAUCCCCAAUAAAAAUUUCGAAGAUUAUUGUUGUGUUUCUAGGCUUACUUUUUGUUUAUUGACUGACACGAAGAAGAUUGUGAAAUCGACUGACACGAAGAAGAUUGUGAAUUUGAUGUUUGAAUGAACUGCGGGAUGAUAAUAUGCUGGAACGGAUGGUAGUAAUAUAGAGAGAACAACGUUUAUUUUAGCCCCGGAAAAUGUCGUCAGUGUGUGAGGUGGACGAAGAGUUCUUGUAUGAUAUUUUGCCUGUAUCCGCAUCUUCUCCGAACGGUUUCCCAUGCACCGAAAGCGAAUCUAUGCCGCGAGAGCUUCCUGGUAGCAACGACGAUCUGCUGGAAAUCAUCUUGCCAUCAUCAUCACCAGCUGAUCCAUACACUGCUCCAUUAACCGAACAUACAUCCGAGGAACUUCCUGGUGGCAAGAAAGAACUACUGGAAGUCACUUUGCCAUCGGCAUUGUCAGCUGACCCGUACAUUGUUCCAUUUACCAAAGAUACACCCGGAGAACAUCCUGGUGGCAACAACGAACUGCUGGAAGGUUAUGGUUUGCCAACAUCGUCAUCCGCUGACCCGUACCGUGCUCCAGUUAAUGAAUAUACACCCGACGAGCUCCCUAGUAGCAGUCCUAGCGAGCUGGAUGGCGAAUGUGUAGCCGAAGUUGAGGAAGAAUUGGAGUACUGCGAAUCCGAAAUUACAGUGACGGAGACGCUGGUUGAUCAGGAAAUAAGUGGCCGUGAAGUUGAAAUCGUUCAAGAAAAUGUGCCGAUCCAGAACGAUGACGGAAAUCAAGGUUUUCCAGAUGGCCAAACGAUAAAGGCGGAGCCGGAAAUGGUGGACGAAACCGUGCGGCCAGUGAAUCGUGCAGCGCAACCAAAACCGCCACGGAGACUGCGGAUCCCGGAUAGUUUUAAAGUUUUCCCCGUUUGGCGUCACCGACGACAGAUACUGGAUAAUGUGUGCUUGAAUCCCGUAACGCUGAUCAGCGGACCGACCGGUUCAGGCAAGUCGGCCUUGAUUCCGCUUCUUCUGGACACUGACGCCAAACAAGGCGAGAAGCCCAACAUCGUCGUGGCCAUGCCGCGGCGUAUUGCUGCGAUGAGUCUGUGCAAUUAUGUCUGCCAGGAACUUGACUGCCGGCAGGGAAGUGAAGUGGGCUUUCAGAUCGGAAUGGCCAGAAGUAUGAUGUCGUCAAGGACGCGAAUUUUGUACUGCACAACUGGGGUUCUUUUGCAAAAAAUGAUGCACGAAAGCUUAAAUCAGUCGCGUCCGCUUGAAAAAUAUACACAUCUAAUUCUCGAUGAGGUACACGAACGAUCAGAAGAUAUCGAUUUUACGAUGUUAUUGGUGAAGUUGGCACAUAUUUCCGGUGAAUGGUUUCCAAAGGUCAUCAUUAUGUCAGCCACCAUGAAUUCUUCCGCCAUUCUUAACUAUUUCAAAAACGAAACCUUGUGUGUGUGUCCACCCUUAAUCAAGAUUGUCGAUGCGCCGCUCUAUCCGGUAAAAGAAGUUUAUCUGGAAGACAUGUGUGCAGAAGUUGGCUGUAGCAUGGAAGGCUCAUAUUUCGACCACGAGAAGCCGUUCGCGAAGAAUGAGAUCAUGAACCUCGUUUUGAGUCACAUUGACGAGAUGUACAAUCGCAAUUUUGGGGGUGGGAAUGCAAAAGGAACUACGACAUUAGUAUUUCUGCCUGGUCUGGAAGACAUCGAGAAGUUAAUGGAUAAAAUUCACAUGGACUUCCCGAAUCGCCUUCGCGGUGCUCCUCAGUGGGAAAUCUGCCCAUUACAUUCACUAAUUCCUCAUCAUAUCCAGAGUGCGGUAUUUCAGCCGGUUAAGAGAAACGUUCGACGAAUAGUUUUAGCGUCUAAUAUUGCGGAAAGUUCAAUUACGGUACCGGAAGUGGAUACAGUAUACGAUUUUUGCCUGACCAAGAACAUGACCACUGACGAGGAGACCAAAUUGUCCUUUCUGCAAUCUCAGUGGGCCACCAAAAGCAAUUGCGGUCAGCGCAAAGGAAGAGCCGGUCGGACACGUAAUGGUACAGUAUAUCGGCUUGUUUUCCAAAAUUUCUACAAUCAGUUAGCUGAUCAUCCAAAACCGGAAAUCCUUAAUAUUCCCGUGACCACGUCCAUCCUUCGCAGUAAAAUGCUAAAUUUGGAUCAGCUGGAUAUGGACCCGGAGGAACUGAUGGGGAUGAUGUUGUCGCCGCCGACUUCAGUAGAUGUGCGACGUGCUGUGCAGAUUUUGAAAGAAAAAGGAGCGCUGAACCUAUACCACAAAGGUCAACUGAAAGAGAGCGAUGGCGAUUUAACAUUCCUUGGGCAUUUAUGCGCUACUAUCCCGCUGUCGAUUCCCUUGGUUCGACUUGUGUUUCUUGCAUUUUGCUAUGGACUGCUGGAUGACGGCAUAGUGCUUGCUUGUGUAAUCAGUGUCCAAAGCAUUUUCCAAACCACCUGGAUGGACGACACAGAGGGAUGGAUAUCUAAAAAGAAGAACGACCGCGGAUUUCGAAGCGAUUGUUUGUCGUCAUUUCGGAUUUUCAGGGAGUGGAUUUGGCUUUCUGUAUCUGGUCAGUUUGGAGAGGGCGACAGCAGUGACAGGGAACGAAUCUGGUGUAUGCAAAAUCGACUAUCCCGAAGCCGUCUGCAAGAGAUAUUGUAUAUCGUGUCUGAAAUUCGACGACGCUUAAGUCGCUUGGGCCUCUAUAUGAUUAACGAUGAAUAUUUCCGAACGGAGUUUAGACCCGAUGUUGAAUGGGAAAUUCUGAUAAAGGUGGUAAUUGCGGGUGCUUUUUAUCCUGAUUACAUGAUCAGUUCGCCUCAUAUUGAUGAUACAACCACAAUGGAUUCUAUUGCUGCGGCCUCAGAAAAACAACGGGAAAGAUUUGGUGGUUUUGAUCCCUUGCAUUGUGUGGAAAUCGCUGUGCCUGCUCGAGCGGAUACACUAGCGUCCCUUUUCUACGAAAGUUUGCUGCGACAGUAUCUCAAGUCAAUUCUGUAUACGAACGUAUUAUUCAGCAUCAAGUAUUUCAAAAACAGAGCCGUCGUCUGCCUUGAACGAGGAGUUGAGGAUGUGACUGGACAAGGUGCUCUCCUUGUGGAACAUCUGCUGCGGUCAACUAAAAAGCAGAAGCGUCGGAACUGGGAUACUGUCCACAAAAUUCCCACGGUGAAAGAUUCAUCAGUGAAUAACUUCGCGGUGAUAAACCCAGAGUUAGCAAAAGCCAUUAAAGGAUCAAACAAGUGGCUUUCCGUUGAUUAUACGUUAUGGUAUCCUGAACUUCCUCCCUGCCCCGUGUUAUCGUCUUGGACUGAUGAUUUGAAACUGAAUGCCACCGUCACUGCGAAAGUGGACGACAAUGUAUUCUUCGCUCGAUUGUACCCAAGUGGUCCCGAUCCAGUGAACCAGCUCAACCAAGAUUUGCAAGCUCUUCUCGGUUCGGACCUGGUUCGGAAAUGUUUGCCUUCGGAUAAGGAUCAGGCACUGCUGGGUAGCUACGUGAUUUCGUAUAUGGGUCAUCCAUCGGAAGAUCUUGCUCGUGCAAAGGUGGUGCGAAUCGACAAGGAUAUGAUUGAGGUUUACUUGGUCGAUUACGGAAGAAUGGCACGACUGCCAUGGAAUCGGACAUUCCUUGUUUUAAAGUCGAAUGCUACGAAAUGCUUCUGGCAGACACCUCAAUUGGCUGUUAAAUGUCGAUUGUCUGAAAGCUUUUCGGUGCGACCACUGUCCAAUAUCAGCGUGUAUGACCGGCUACAGAGUGAAACUUCCCAGCUGGAAUUCGGGGUGUGGUAUUCGGCUAAGGAUACGGUAAUGCUGAAUGGGAUCUGCGCGUUAACGGAAAACUCUUUAACUGGACGAUGUAGCCUUUUGGCACGGAUGUUUGAUGAAGGAUUGCUGGUCUUCGAGCACGAUCUAGUGGAGUUCGCGUGGCCGGAUGUAGAAUCCCAUGCAAUCGCAGCGGUCAAAGUCAAACCACAAUACUCGGAAGAAAUGCCGAUGACAUUUGGAAACCCAGUUAACAGUUACGAUAUUGGGCGUGGUUCGUAUCGAUGGUUGUACAAAAUUCCACGUUUUGUGGAGCCUCAUCGAGAAAGUGUCAAUACCGUCCUUCUGCGGAGUGUUUACCCAGAUCCGGUUGAUUACGUUUUGGUAUCCACUGAAACUGUUGUAUCGAAGCGGAAGAACAUGGUCGUAUGCGCUGAUACCACUUUAAUGCCGCACGUUCCCGGCAUAUCGGCAUUGUUGAUGGCGUUGAAUGCACCUGUGGUGGAAAUGAGAGAUGAUCCGGAUACGCGGAACAUUUUGGGAUUUUACUGCGGUCUCGGCUCGAUUUGUCGUAAUACAAAUCAACCAGCGAACCCAAUAUUUGCGGCCCAUGACUUCAUAUUCUUUGGUGAUGCCGUCCUGAAAAGACCUGAUAUGGAUCUUGUGAAAAGCAUCCGCAAAGUGGUCAAUGCAUUGCUCUGCUUUGCCGCUGACAUGAAGCUUUCAAAUGGAAAUCCCAGCACCGAAAUGGUGGAAAAACUCAAGAAUUUUCAGGGUUCUCUGCGAUCCUCGACUUUGUUACUGAUGCAGAUACCGCGCCGUAUGUCGGUAAUCCCGCUGAAAAAUCGCCAGCCUGCAGUGUGCCCACCUCGCUGGUUGUCGACUUUACCGGCAAGUGAAAGGUCAGAUGACCGCAGUAAUAUCCAUCGGAUCUAUUACGAAUCGUAAAGUGUUUCAUCCGCAUUUGGAGAUGAGUUUCUGAUGGACGAUCAAUAGCUGCAGCCUACGUUGAUAAUUGGAGUUUUAGUUUUUGAUAUGUGGUUUAUAGUUAUACGUUUUAUGAUUUGUAUUAUACAGUCUACUACUUACUUGUGGUUUAUACGUUUUUGUUGUGUUAUGGGUUUUAGACUAUGGUUAGUUUAUGCUGUUGCUUACCACUGACUAUGAAAUAGCGUUUUUAUUGUUUUAAAUCUGAUGCCUGUGAUGAAUCCCAUUGUGAUGCAUUUCUUUUGUUUUGGAAAAUGUGGCUCGACGUUUUAUGUACGAUAUUGUGCAGGCCUUCUUUUGAUUGUAGUGGAUGUGAAUCCUGCUUGCUUUGUGUUGUUGGAUGGGAAAUUAAAGACGGAAAUCAAAUAUACAAAUUGCUGUAGUGUUGCUGUUGUUGUACUGUUUGUACUCCAUUCUGGUGGUAUUUUCGCUGCUGAAUCAAUUGCACAGUAUUCAUUUUGAAAAAUUCCACUUUCGUGAAUGAUUUGUUGCAUGGCGUCUACAGCCAUGCGCUAAUCCAAGUUGCCAAAUAAAUAGUGUUUGGAUGCGAUAAAUUUCAGUCACAACUUACCGCUACCAUCUAACUGAUCAAGAUAACUUCAAGUACUCUUAAAUUAUUUUAUAGAAUGAUGAUAGCCCGUAAGUAUCAAAAUUAAGCAAUCUGCCUGAAAUGUUGUUCACCGUGAUCCUGAAAUCUGAUUUGUCACACCCUCACAACUUACUGAACUUGGUAGUUAAUCUUGCCAUGAUCGCUUCCAAAAAAAACACCGUUUAAUGAAUACGUUCUUUAAACAGAACGACUUUUUAUUCCUGCAUGCAGUUUUUGUACUUGUACACGUAAAUUGUAAUUACUUUGUUACUGCGUUGUGGUGAUUGUUAGCUAAGUCGUAAAACUGACACGUGUAUUGGAUGAAACUUUCUCAACAUUUAUGUUUACCGUAGCAAGCGAAUGUCAACCAGUUCCGACUUUUUUGGGGUGUUUUGCGUUAGUCAUAAAUUUCAUGCUGUAAUUAUUUUCUGCCGGCAACUUGAUUACAUUGCGCAUAAAACAUGAUGAAAAGGCUGAGCGUUGUAUACUUACUUGUCGGCUGCGAAAAACGUUUCCGUGCCAUACCAUGAUGCGUAAACUGACACGGAUUUUGGUCUCGUGAACGUUGCAUUCCUUCCCGGCACCGACGCCGUUUGUGGCUGCAUGUCGCCAUGGCAUGACUGGUGACGGAUGUUCAGUACACACGAGUCGCGACUACCGACUGCGUAUGCAGAUGCUCAACAAAUCUAUGGUAUGCUAUUGCAACUGUGGUCCUAAUCUGUUGGACUGUUGGUGGUUUUACAAUAAUAAUCUGUUGGAUUUCUAUUCCUUUGUGAUUGUGUUGCCUUUGAAGUUUUCAGUGCUGAAUGUAUAUCCCGCUUGUUUUGCCAUACUUCAUGUAAAAUCACCUAUGCGUUCCCAUCUUAUGCCAUACGUCUGUUUUUGAUCCUCUGGUGCUUUAUCGGUGAUGCCGUCAUGCGCUAUAAUUUUGUUAGCAAGCUAAAUAUUUUAAUUGAAGAAUUUUAUUUCAGAGACAUUCUAGGGUAGUUUUAAGAAAUGCCAUGUUCCGUUUGUAAAAUGUGUUAUACUAUGUAGCCACACUAUGACAGAAAAGUAUCGUUAUCCCAAAACCUUCGGAUGCCGUGGGAAACGGAAAGCGCAAACAAAGAAACCCCCAUCCCAUGCGCAAUUGAACAGGCGAAAAAUUUCAGUUCGUUCCGGUCACAAGCCAUGCUGUCCACAUCCCUUCAGUGCGGAUGGAGAUUCUUUGAAAAUCCUCUAUUUCAACAGUGGGAUCACGGAGAAAAUAUCGAACCAGUGUUGUGAAACCGGAGGGAAAAAUGUCGAAAAAUUUGAAAAAACCGUUCACGAUCAACGAAUACGAAGCGAAUCGCCGCUCGAAUUUUAUAUUCCUUCGAAUUCGGGGAAAUCUGGCCAUUCGGAUAAGAUGAUAGCCGGCACUCCACUUGGGGAUGAAGAAAUGAAAUUUCUGAAGAAAUGCUCAAAACAAUCGGGAAUUGCAAUGAGGACAUUUCUUCAAAAGUACAUUCCACAAGGAUUGACCAAAGCAAUGCGAGAUGCCCCCGAUAUCCAGAGGAUUCUGGAAAGUUCAUGGCAAAUUUGAUCUUUGUGAAUUUUUCAAGGCAGUUAGUUUUCUGUAGCUCCAAGUUUGUAUUAUCUCUGUAUGUGUAUAUGUUUGACAGUAUUACCUCAGUGAACUGCAGCUUUGAGUUCGCUACUCUAUCAGUGUACUCUGCUUAUUUUUUUACAAACGUCUGUACUUUCUGGGUAUUUUAUGGUUUUUUGUACGUCGGCAUUAUUUUCUUGUAUUAAUGUGUACUCUGGACGUCGUUUGUACCUACAAUGCCCUGCUAUACUGAUUGUGAGAAUAAUCACAAAAAAUGGCCAAAAGGUUACUGCGUUAACCUGUGCGAUUAUUGGCAGCGUGUUAGCCUUUGGUCAUUCAUGGGGAAGCGGGAUGUAACGCCGCCCCGAACGAGACAGUAUAGAUAGCUGUCCCGGGAGUUUAUCCUUAACAGCUCUUUUAGCUUUAGUUUCGUUGCCAAGGUUCAACUAGUCUUUGGACAUUUUGAUACCGCAGCGCUUUGUGUUAGUUUUUGAUCUUCCCACCUUCCCCCCUUACCAGUCUGUAUUGGAGAGGAGGUUUCCGGUUGCACCCUCGGUACAACCGGCCUGUUUUUCGUUUGGUUUUUGUUAAUAUUAUUUUCAUAUUAUAUGU
This is a messenger RNA of Paramacrobiotus metropolitanus, 7577 nucleotides long. Its product is annotated as ATP-dependent RNA helicase TDRD9-like. NCBI's taxonomy places the organism in Eukaryota, Metazoa, Tardigrada, Eutardigrada, Parachela, Macrobiotidae. Gene Ontology annotation, molecular function: RNA binding; ATP binding. The record is from RefSeq and is a predicted model, not a curated record. Bases 259 to 4770 code for a protein of 1503 amino acids. Gene Ontology annotation, cellular component: intracellular anatomical structure. The transcript has 33 exons.